This is a messenger RNA of Sceloporus undulatus (fence lizard), 3816 nucleotides long. RefSeq names its product importin 11 (gene IPO11). The transcript has 29 exons. Gene Ontology annotation, biological process: protein import into nucleus. The coding region runs from base 1 to 2826 and encodes 941 amino acids. Gene Ontology annotation, cellular component: nuclear envelope; cytosol. NCBI's taxonomy places the organism in Eukaryota, Metazoa, Chordata, Lepidosauria, Squamata, Phrynosomatidae. Gene Ontology annotation, molecular function: small GTPase binding. The record is from RefSeq and is a predicted model, not a curated record.
AUGUAUUUCAUGAGAACAGUUCAGAUUCAGGAAAAGAAUAUCGUCACAAAUCACACCUUAGAUGUGAAUGUGAGAUGGCUAGCCGUGCUGUACUUCAAAAAUGGAAUUGACCGCUAUUGGAGACGUGUGGCACCACAUGCUCUUUCGGAAGAAGAGAAAUCUACAUUGCGUGCAGGGCUUAUUGCCAAUUUCAAUGAGCCAGUAAAUCAGAUUGCCACUCAGAUUUCUGUAUUGAUUGCAAAAGUGGCUAGACUGGAUUGCCCUAGGCAGUGGCCAGAACUUAUUCCUACCCUUGUAGAAUGUGUAAAACUUCAAGACGACCUUCGCCAACAUAGAGCUUUGCUUACAUUCUAUCAUGUCACAAAAACUUUGGCAUCUAAACGGCUUGCUGCAGAUAGAAAACUUUUCUAUGAUUUAGCCUCUGGAAUUUAUAGCUUUACCUGUUCCUUGUGGAAUCACCAUACAGAUACAUUCCUCCAACAGAUUUGUAGCAGAGAUGAAACUGCUAUGAGUAAUUCAUUAGAAAGAACUCUGUUAUCAUUGAAAGUGCUGCGUAAAUUGACUGUUCAUGGGUUUGUGGAACCUCAUCGGAACAUAGAAGUGAUGGGAUUCCUUCAUGCAGUAUUUGAGCGGCUAAAGCAAUUUUUGGAAUGCAGUAGAAGUAUAGAAGCUGAACAUGUCUGCAGGGAUCGUCUAGAAAAGACUAUAAUUCUGUUCACAAAAGUGUUUUUAGAUUUCUUGGAUCAACAUCCUUUUUCAUUUACAUCACUAAUUCAGAGAUCAUUGGAAUUUGCUGUGAGCUAUGUUUUCACAGAAGCUGGUGAAGGAGUUGUGUUUGAGCGAUUUAUUGUCCAGUGCAUGAAUCUGAUCAAAAUGAUUGUAAAAAAUUAUGCUUACAAGCCAUCCAAAAAUGUGGAAGAUAGCAGCCCUGAAACUCUAGAAGCUCAUAAGAUAAAGGCAUCAUUCUUCACAUACCCAACACUAACAGAGAUAUGCAGGCGGUUAGUCACUCAGUAUUUCCUGUUAAAUGAGGAAGAGCUAACAAUGUGGGAAGAGGAUCCAGAAGGCUUUAUUGUGGAAGAGACAGGAGGAGAUUCUUGGAAAUACAGUAUCAGGCCAUGCACAGAAGUGCUCUUCAUUGAUAUUUUUCAUGAAUAUAAUCAGACUCUUACUCCAGUUCUUCUGGAAAUGGUUCACACUCUACAAGGUCCCACUAAUGUGGAGGAUACCCAAACUCUACUGAUUAAAGAUGCUGUGUACAAUGCAGUUGGACUGGCAGCAUAUGAACUAUUUGACAGUGUGGAUUUUGAUCUGUGGUUUAAAAACCAGCUACUAGCAGAAUUGCAAGUCACUCAUAUCAGGUAUAAACCAAUACGUCGGCGAGUAAUCUGGCUAAUUGGACAGUGGAUUUCCGUGAAAUUCAAGCCUGACAUGAGACCUAUGUUGUAUAAAGCAAUCUGUAAUUUGCUUCAAGACCAGGACUUAGUGGUUCGUAUUGAGACAGCUACAACUUUGAAACUUACUGUGGAUGACUUCGAAUUUAGGACUGACCAAUUCUUGCCAUAUCUGGAAUCUAUGUUUACCCUGCUAUUUCAGCUCCUUCAAGAAGUGAGAGAGUGUGAUACAAAGAUGCAUGUUCUUCAUGUUCUCUCUUGUGUAAUUGAAAGAGUCAAUAUACAAAUAAGGCCUUAUGUAGGAUGCCUGGUGCAAUAUUUACCUCUCCUUUGGAAACAAAGUGAAGAACACAAUAUGUUGAGAUGUGCUAUACUCACUACUCUAAUUCAUCUUGUCCAGGGCUUAGGAGCAGACAGCAAGAAUCUUUAUCCUUUCCUGCUCCCUGUUAUUCAGCUAAGCACUGAUGUUUCCCAGCCUCCACACGUGUAUCUUCUAGAAGAUGGAUUGGAACUCUGGCUAGUAACAUUAGAAAAUAGUCCCUGCCUUACCUCAGAAUUGCUGAGAAUUUUUCAGAAUAUGUCUGCUCUUCUUGAAUUAAGUUCAGAGAACCUCAGAACUUGCUUUAAGAUCAUCAAUGGCUAUCUCUUUUUAUCGCCAUCAGAAUUUCUUCAGGUCUAUGCAGCUGAGCUCUGCAAAUCAUUCUGUGAGAUCUUGAAGGAUAUAACAACAGAGGGUCAAGUUCAAGUUCUAAAGGUUGUAGAAAAUGUACUCAAAGUGAAUCCAGUCUCAGGCCCUGAAAUGUUUCAACCUCUUUUGCCAUCUGUGUUUCGUGGAAUUAUAAGUGGGGAGAGGUACCCAGUUGUAAUGUCUACUUACCUGGGAGUCAUUGGUAGAAUCUUCUUGCAAAAUAAAAGUUUUUUCUCGUUGCUUCUGAACCAAAUGGCAUGUGAGUUUGGCCAGGAGCCGGAUCAACUCCUUGGUCAUAUGAUUGAAAUGUGGGUUGACCGCAUGGAUAAUAUAACUCAGCCCGAGAGAAGAAAACUUUCAGCUUUGGCAUUGCUUUCUCUUCUGCCAUCAGAUAAUAACAUCAUCCAAGAUAAAUUCUGUGGUAUUAUAAACAUUUCAGUAGAAGGGUUACAUGAUGUCAUGACUGAAGACACAGAAACAAGAACAUUUAAAGACUGCAUGCUGAUAUCUACUUCUGAAGAGCCCAAAGUGACAGAAGAGGAAGAGCCUCCCACAGAACAGGACAAAAGGAAAAAGUUGCUUGCGCUAAAGGAUCCAGUACACUCUGUGUCGCUGCAGCAAUUUGUAUACGAGAAGCUAAAAGCACAACAGGAAUUGCUAGGAGAACAAGGCUUUCAGGCACUCAUGGAAACGGUGGAUACGGAAAUAGUCACACAGCUUCAAGACUUCUUACAAGGAUUCUGAAUGAUCAAAGACAAGAUUUUUUACAUCACUUCAGUGUAAUAAGGGCAAACUUUGCAGCCUUCCAUCUGAUUACAAAAAAAAAAAAAAAAAGACUUGAAAAAGCUGAGCUGCUUUUGGAAAUUAAAGAAGGAGAGGCCAUGGUCGUGAUUAUAAGAUCUCUUUUAAUUAAAAUUGGUUGAGUACCCUUAAUCUGCAAAUGUGAAAACUUCCAAAAGGCUAAAUGUUUGCCACCAGCCACCCAAUUCUGCCUUCUAGGAGGCAGCUGUGGCGCUUCUGCUCGUACAUCUCUCAGAUCCUCAAUCUCUCUUCAGCUUCAUGUCUCAUGCACAACACAAGUAGUGGACGAAUGAGACGCAAGUCUCGAGAGAGAUGCACACGCAGAAAUGGUGGAGCCAUUGCCUCCAAAGUGGGCAGCUGGUGACAAAAAGAUGUAAGGGUAGAGAGAGACUGAGGAUCUGUGAAAUGGUGGAAAUCCAGUUGUGGUGCUUGGUGUGAAUCCAUGCCUCCUGAAAUUUCACAGUUCCUCAUGUCUCUCUCCAGCUUCACAAAUGCAAUACAGGUAAGUACUAUGCUACUUAUGUAUUCCAAAAUCCACAACACAUGUGUGGGAUAUAUGGAAUAGAAAUUUGCAAAAGAGAUCUUGUAAAAUGAGUGUCUGGUUUACUCUUGGUAAUGUCUUUGAUCUCACAAUCAUGUGGUCUUAUCACUUAAGGGUUUUUCUGCAAGGAUCUCAGCUUGCUUCAACUGCCUUACUCUCUUAUUUACUUUUAAAAUUCUAAUAAAAUGUAACACUUAAUGAGCAUUACAGCAGAAGGAUAUCAAACAACUUAAACAGUGUAAAUAUAGCAAUAUAAAAUAAUAGAAAGUAUUCUUAAAGUUUCCUCUAUGGGGAGUUGAACACUAGUGUCUUUUGCAUGAAAAGAGAACUAAUGAAAUUAUCCCAGUGUUUUAAAUUUACUGUGUUAAUCCAUAUAAAGGGAAAAGAUUUGC